Molecule: messenger RNA, 3248 nt
Organism: Bursaphelenchus okinawaensis
Lineage: Eukaryota; Metazoa; Nematoda; Chromadorea; Rhabditida; Aphelenchoididae
Source: the annotation of a GenBank genome assembly
AUGAAGAAACAAUUGGACGGAUCAAGGAUUGUUUGCCUAGAUGAACCCAAAGUCGGACCUUCAGAUGGAGCGGAUCUUAAGAGGAGAGGUGGAGGGAACGCUGAAGGUGGGCCAGGUGCACCAUCAAGAGUCAAGGAUAAUGAGAAGGUUGAAAAGACAAAGUCAAGCUUUGGGACGGUUAGUACGGUGAGUUUUUGAUAUUCUUCUUGGAUUAUAUUCUGGUUGUUCAAAUAAUUCUGUGCUCUUUUUUAAAACAAAUUUUCGCAGUUAGAGGGCACAGAAUUAAUUGAACAACUUAAUAUUUUAGCACAGCGCAAAGUUGAGAAAACGUCGCUUCAAUCCAGAAGAAGAUCCAAAGAACUUGUGUUGUUAUAACCACAAAAUACAUGUAAGUUUAUUUAUUUUACUUUGAUUUAUAUGGUUAGAAAUGACACGUAGAAGUAUAGGGGCUAUACUAUGAGUCCUAAGGGGGACGAUAAGUUUUAAAUUUGUUACUUAAAAUAUUGACUUUCUUCAUUUUAGCAAAAGGUGUGUAACACCACUACAGUCGGGUUUGGAUUGGCCGGCAAUAAGAAUAAAAAUCUAAACAUGGUUUUUGGAAAUGUAAGUUUUUUAUUCUUUUUUAAAUUCUGUUUUUUUUUUCUUAAAACAAGGUUCGUCCAAGAAUCAGACAUGGGGUGUCCAAAAAUUUCAAACUAUUUUGAAACCGUUCAUUUUGUGUCAUGAGGUAGUACUUAGACACAGUGUUUUGCCGGACCCGUCCGAAACUUUUUUUUCGGACCGGACCGGACCUCAGGAACCGCCGGACCGGACCUCUUAAAAACCUUCCGGACCGAAAUUUUUUUAAAUUUUUUUGCGGGUAUUUACUUUUUGUUCCAUUAUAAAAAAUGUUCCAAAAACACCACUAAUGAUACACCGCAGGGUGUCUCAUGUAUUUCUGCAAAAAGUAAAAGCUUACUAGUCCAAAUUGGACUAUUCUUUUUUUAGUACACUUGAAAUUGCGGGCAGAUUUGGUAUUAGUACUUACAUUUUGAAUGUUCGGCGGACGGUCGGCGGAGGCCGGCGGAGGCUAUUUUGUUGCUUUUUCCAAUUCAAAACUUUGAUUUUGGGUCCCUAUGACACCUGCUAUUUCUUCAAAACGUUUUGCAAUCAAAGAAUGUUUUUCUCUGCGUCGGCGAACCAACCGCGGAGAAAAAGUUUACCGCUAAUUAUUUUUUUUAAGUUUAAAAUUCGAUUAAAAAGGUUGCUAAACUCAAAAGACUUUUUAAAAAUGAAUGAUACCAUGUGAAAGAGCGUAAAAAGUUGACUAGAAAUCUAUUUUUAAAAACUGCUAAUUUUGCCUUACAAGCCCGCUAGCGAGCUUUUAAAAUUUUUACUAUUAAAACGGCUUUUUUAAGUCCGCUUUCUUUUGGCUUCGUUGAAAAAGGAGAAGUAAACGUGUUCGAAUGGCCGAAUGGUCAAAGGCGCCGUGAUUGCGCAAGCAUGAGACUUCAGGUUCGAUUCUCUUUUUGGGUAAAUGAGUGGUAUUCUUUUUUAUUCAAAGGUUAAUUAAUUUUAAUAUACAAAAAAGAAUUUUUUGUUGAUAAUUGCUUCUUACAUAUAAUAAAACAUAAAAAAAGCAAAAACUAAGGUUUUUAAAAAUACAAGAAUCCAAAAGAAAGAAAAACAAGUUAUAACCUUUCACUAAUGAUUUGAAAAUCUCGCUAGCGGGCUUGUAAGGCAAAAUGAGCAGUUUUUGAAAAUAUAUUUCUAGCCAACUUUUUACGCUCUUUCACAUGGUACCAUUCAUUUUUAAAAAGCGAAUGGGCAGCUUGUAACAUUCCCUUGUUAGUUUAAAAUUUUAUUAAAAUAGUUUAAAAGCUCAAAAGAAUAUCCCCAGUCUUUGUCCGGUGAAAAAAUAUUGAGUUUGAGCGGAGUUACGGCCUUCGCCAAUUUUUUAAAAAUCCGGACCGGACGUUUUUGGCACGGAUGGGACCGGACCUGAGCGGAAAAAAAUAGAGCCGGAUCGGUCCGGCAAAACACUGCUUAGACAUAGAAAUGCAAAAAUAUUAAAAAUUUUUCAAAAUUCGGGUUACGGUAGGAUUUAAACUUUUUUUUAAACUAUUGUACUAAAUGUCAGAAUUGAAUGGGACUUUUUUUAAAUUGUUUGUCACUGUUUGUCACAUUCAUUUUAUCUGUUGACAACUUUUUUUUAUUAUGCCCGGAAGGCAUUGAAAAAAAUUAAAAUUUCCGAAAAAAUCAACAAAAUUUUACGAAAUUAAAAAUUUCUCAAACAAACCCCACAUGUGAUAAACUUUUUAUACAAUAUGAAGUUACUUUGCUGUUUACACCAUACAAAGUAGUUUUGUACGCUUUCGUCUUUUUAAAACCAAAAUUUCUCAAUUAGGAUUAAAACCCCUGACUUUAACACCUCACAUGUGAGUUACACCCUUUAUAUGAUUCAACACUAAACAAUCCAGUCUUGAAUCAUGAAACAGUACCCUCAGUCAUCAAAUUUGAAUAUAUGUAAUUAAAAAUAUUCUUUAAAUUUACUUUAAUCAACUAGUCAAUUGUGUAAAUUAUAGGUUUGCAACAAUAUAAUCAACUUGAAUAAUUGUCAGCACGUUUCACAUGACCUACGGCUUGAGCAUUUUCUAAAGCAAUAUGGGAUUGUCCGAAGAGAAAUUCCGGUAAGUUAGUUUCAAAACAGCAACACCUCUACUUGUGCAAUUUUUUAAACCGGGCAGGGCAUGCAAAUCCGGAAUUUUUGUCUAAAUGCCUUUUAGACAAGAAUUUGCUGUUUUUGACUGACUACGUUUCGGCGCUUUCUUCCAGAAGCCAAAGUGUUUUUGCCUUUUCCUUGUGAGACUUUAAAACGAAAGCUAAGGUUGUUUAGAUAAAAAAAUACUAAUCCUACUGAGCUGAAUCUAUACCUUCAUGAGCUUAGACUUAGUAAGUAUAAUAGAUGAACGGUAAGUUAAAUAACUAAUUUUAAAAUUUUGCAGAUCAAAGCCAGUAAAAGGAGCCAACCACAACUAAUUCGGUAUCAAAUCAAGUACAAAAGAGCCUGUCAAACAAUCUACUCUGCGCUCCCGCCGAGAAAACAACAGACUGCCAAACAGAAGAGGGAGGGUAAACGUUUAUGGCAUUUGUUGAACAUACCGGACGAUGAAUACCUGACCGCCUAUCAGUUCUAUGUAGUGUGCGGAUACACUUUCUACCGCGAACGGUUCAAUCCACUAAAGUCUGUAGACUUCCACUGCCAUUAG